Messenger RNA from Drosophila melanogaster (fruit fly), 2515 nucleotides. It is a transcript of the gene crc, whose product is annotated as cryptocephal. The record is from RefSeq and is marked reviewed. Lineage: Eukaryota; Metazoa; Arthropoda; Insecta; Diptera; Drosophilidae. The transcript is spliced from 3 exons. The coding region runs from base 1149 to 2045 and encodes 298 amino acids. Gene Ontology annotation, molecular function: sequence-specific DNA binding; DNA-binding transcription factor activity. Gene Ontology annotation, cellular component: nucleus. Gene Ontology annotation, biological process: regulation of DNA-templated transcription.
GUACUCAGUACAAUUCGCUACUCAGACGCGAGCGCUCGAAUUGAAUCUCGGCUUUAACUUUGAUUGCCGCCCCGCAUUUCACACGUCUUGAACAUAUACGUCUUUACUCACCAACACAAAGAAAACGGCUUAAAAUAAAACAAUACAAUAACAAAUAAGAAGAGAGGCAGUAACCACACAAGCACAGGUCUUCGCGUUUUAUAAACGCUAAAAAGCCAAUCGAAAAUAAAAAUAUUAUUAAAAAUGUGUUAAAUAAUUUAUAUGAAGGAAAUCUGGUGUAUCAUUUAAAAUAAAGUGCAGAAUCUUUGCAUUGAGCAUUAAAGCGGAUACCGCUUUCCCACUUUGUGAAGUUGGCUGGCAGCGAAGGCCAUUCGCACCUCUAACUUAAGCCACAGGGGAAAACAAAACGGCUAGAUUCCACUUGAGGUGAUCAUCGAUUGGAAACUAUAUGUAGCCGAACCUCGGAAAAUCUGCAGAUUCACGGGACAAUCGCGACCACCUGAAAGUUCGAGUGCGGGCUCCAAGGACUUUGUUAGCAUGAUACCACACUGUGGAUACCGUUACAUGUGGAACCGUGAAAUUGUGAUAAACUCGCAAAAGUUGGUUAAACGACGCUAAGCAGGAACUUCAGAUUUUCAACCACGCCGACCACUUUGCGGCAGCAGUUGAAUCCUACGGACAGAAAUCCAGCAACCGAAGGACAGACGCACAAUAAAAACCAAUCACUCAAAUCCCUUCAUGCAAUUUAAAACUUUUAAUACUUUUCAUAUACGUUUUACCACGUUUUUACCGUUUUUACCACGUACCGUUUUUGUUUUUUAUUUAAUAAGAAAAUGUGGUGAACUUAUACCAGCCUAACCUACCCAUUUUCCAGCUUUUUAUUUGUACUUUCUAAUUUGAUUCUGUGAUUUCUUACUUUCAUUUGGAAAUUUGAUUAUACAUUACUGCUAAUAUUUUUUCUAUCUUCAUAAUAUAAGGAAUUCUCCUUUUAAAUAGCUAUUGUUUAAAACUCGAUUAUUGUUAGGUUUAGGUAAGUCUACUCAUUUGGGGGUAUAUAUAUACCAUUUACCGUCUUAAUUUUUUUUUUUAAUAAAAACUUGUGGGUUAACACUUAAUAUUCGACAAAACGAUUCACUGCUGCCGCAAAAAUGAGCACCUAUAUAUUUAUGCAAGCAUAUGAAUGUCUUUUGGACCAAAAGGCAACGUUGAACUGCAUCGAUUAUGACAGUAACAGCUUUCAGCCGAACAUUAAUGUUAUAACUCAGGCCAUAGUACCCGCAAACAAAGUACAAUUCGGUGCAUCUUCAGACGCUGCUUCGCUUCCUUCUGCCGCUGAUUACCAGCUCAAUGAUGGCCCAUCCCUUAUUCUACAGCAAUUAACGCCGCCGCAGUCUCCGCCUCAAUUCGAUGCUUACAAACAGGCGGGCGAUGCACAGCCAAAACCCGUGCUCGUAAAGGCCGAGCAAAAGGUGCAAUGCUAUACUCCUGAUGUUACACACGCAGCAUCUGCCACGCCCUUUAACUUUACCAACUGGGUAGGCGGCAGCGAAAUUGCCCGAGAGAACCAACUGGUCGAUGAUAUCGUCAAUAUGCGUGCUAAGGAGCUCGAAUUGUCCACGAACUGGCAGCAGCUCAAUGAGGACUGCGAGUCUCAGGCGUCUUCAUCUUUAGACAGCAGAAGCACAGGAAGCGGAGUGUGCAGCAGCAUCGCCGACGCCGACGAGGACUGGGUUCCAGAGCUUAUCAGCAGCUCCUCCUCGCCAGCUCCUACAACCAUCGAGCAGUCUGCGUCCCAGCCAAAAAAGCGUACUCGCACUUACGGGCGCGGUGUAGAGGAUCGAAAGAUCAGGAAAAAGGAGCAGAACAAGAACGCUGCCACACGAUAUCGCCAGAAAAAGAAACUUGAAAUGGAGAAUGUGCUGGGCGAGGAGCAUGUGCUGUCUAAAGAAAACGAGCAGCUUCGUCGCACUCUGCAGGAGCGGCACAACGAAAUGCGCUAUCUGCGCCAGCUGAUUCGAGAGUUCUACCAUGAACGCAAGCGCUAGGCUUUAUUUUCUUUGAAAUCAAUUUUAUCGUCGUUUGCAAAGUUAUUGUUAUAGUUAAACCCAAGCCUCUUCCAUAAACUAAUUGUCAUCAUAAUGUUUCAAUGUAAUACUAUCAAUAACAAUCUCCGGGUUGCCCAAAAUCUACAAAUCACCAAAGUACGCAGCCUGUCCUUUGUCCUACAUUUUUGGCACUAAUGACGAGUCUCUGAAUUCGGAAAUAUUUGUUGCCAGUGGGGCCUAAAGGCGACCCCAUAUCCCAAGCAGCACGGUCCAAUGUAAAAACACAUUAAUUGAAAAGCUCAUUGAUUUGUUUUUCUGCAAAUCGGACAGUGUUGCGGCUGCUGUGCUAUUUCAAAAACACUUAUAUUUUUAAUCUGGUAGCAUCUCGAAAGAUGUAGAUUUAUUUUAAUGUUUCAUUAUUUUUUUCAUAUUCAACAUUGAUCAGUAAUAAAUCAAAGGGUUUUUAAAAG